Molecule: messenger RNA, 3799 nt
Organism: Xiphophorus hellerii (green swordtail)
Lineage: Eukaryota; Metazoa; Chordata; Actinopteri; Cyprinodontiformes; Poeciliidae
Gene: b3gnt5a
Product: UDP-GlcNAc:betaGal beta-1,3-N-acetylglucosaminyltransferase 5a
Exons: 2
Coding region: 2505-3665 (386 amino acids)
Biological process (GO): protein O-linked glycosylation
Cellular component (GO): Golgi membrane
Molecular function (GO): N-acetyllactosaminide beta-1,3-N-acetylglucosaminyltransferase activity
Source: RefSeq, a predicted model, not a curated record
UUUUUUUUGCCCAGGCAGUGUAUAUCAAUAACCAGCAGGAAGACUGACAUCAUGAGAGCUCAAACAAUUUCAGAGGAAACAGAGAAUAGAGAAGGUGUCAACACGUAUUCUACCUAUGGCACAAAGAAGAGCAAACAGGAAGCUGAUCAUCCUCUCUGCCUAUGUGCUCACAUGCAGUUGACCCAGCUGAGAGUAAUUUCCACCGUUAAGCAUGAAUAACCUGUCUUUAACACCUUUACAGAGUAGCUUGUGGGUUUGGUGGUGGUGUCAUUGUGAAGCCUUGUUUUCCCCAGAUACAUGUUUUUGUAUCUGGGGAUACAAAAAAUAUGUUCGAUUGCAGAACAUGAUUCACAUUCUUCAAAUGCCACAGUGGCUCUAAAAAGCCUUGCUACAAUGCCAAGGUUUAUCCAAAAAUACAACCACAAACAAUUUGGUUUUUGUUUAUUUGUACUUUUUACAAAAAUACUGACUUCUGUUCUGCACAAUUCAACUAAAAACAAGCAAAGAGAAACAGAAAUAAAGGCAAGAAAAUAAAAAUUAGUGAGACGCUGGGGAAGAGAAUAAUCUUGAUCCCCAAAUUUUGAACUCACAUCAAAAGGUUUUGGGCAAAAAGUGACACACAGAAAACAUUCCAGCUGAAGAAAAGCAACCCCAGUGCCUGAUCGUGCCACCACUGUCUUUCACUGGCAGAGAUCUUCUUUCACGGAUAAGCAACGUUGAUUUUUGGUUAAAAUACUGUUUUUACUUGAGCCCCAAUGAUUUUGAGUUCAUCAUAGAACAUUAUAAUGAUCUUAGCCAACUGGCUGCUUGAUUCUCCAGUUUUAGACUCAUAUUUUUAUUAAUUUAAAAGAAGGCUCUAGUUACUGGUGACUGUCUUCACUCUCGGACAGUGUACAGUGUACACUAGCUGUGUUUCCACUGCAAAUGUGCACAAAUAUUGAUCGAUAUUCUGCAGUUAAAAAAAACAAAACAAAUUGUGAUGUUUCCAGUAAAUCAGAAAUUAAUUUAAAAUCACAAGUGAAUAAGCUUGUUCACACAAUAAGUCAUUAAAGACCAUGGCAGUGAUGGGUGCAAACAGCUACAUGAAAUAUAAUCAGAAUUCAACUAUGGUGCUAGCGCUCACCAUCUAUCAGCCAUCAGGGGGGAGACAUCAGCAUUUUAUUUGGGCUUUGGAGCAACAAGCCUCUUAUUAGGAGGAGCUACUUACAGAAGAUUCAACACAUUCAAAUGUCACACAACUUUUUAUGAAAUAUGCAAUGCUGUGAGAGCUCUGGUGGAGCCAGCUGCACAAUGUUCGGAACAAAAAAACCCUAAAAAUAACUACAAACCAGAAAUAUCCAGCUGACCAUGACUCAUGUGAUGCUAUAAAAAGUCUAUCUAUCUAUCAGCAAAAUGUAUCUAUUUCGAUGCAGCUGAAAAACCACCUCAUCCCAGUACAACAACUUAUCAAAAACAGAGUUUAUUCAAAAUUGGGAUAUUUCUAUAGAGCAAAUUUAUUUUUGAAAUUUCAAUUUGCACAAUUCUAUGGUUAAUGGAAACGCAGCUACUGAGGGACUUUCUUUCUGUCCUUUUCCUGACACUUUUAUAGCAUCCUUUGUAACCUGAAUUCAACCUAUCUUUUACCUAAAGGAUAAAAAUGAACAUAUUAUCAAGGUUUCUAAAUGUAAGUGCUAGCAAAUCAUUAAAUACAUGAAAGAAAAUUGACCUUAAAAUUUUAGGCCAUGGAUUACUAGUCUGGUAUGUCUUUGUUAAAGUGAUGAGUGAACGUCAGGACUAUCCAAAUUCUUACCAACCUACUUUUUAUGAUCAUCUGACACCGGCCAUGUCACCUGAGCCAAAGCGUGCUUUAAAGUGUUGCUCCAAAUGCUGGCAAUUUUUACAAAGUUUUAUCCUUUCUUUAUAGACCUUACAAGUUACAUGAAACCAAACCCAAGCAGAGAGGCACUGAGCCACAGUGUAAGCCCAAAUAUCAGCCCUAGCAACAGGAGACGAGUCGAUCUCCUUUAAACACGCAGACACAAACAAACUGGGACUGCUACAUGACUCCAGCGAUCAGGUUCAGCUCUCUGUAUUUUAAUGCUGGCUCAGGUAAAGGGGCUGCCUCUUCAUGCAGGUGUUUUAUGGUCGCUCCAGUUCCAGGUAUUUCAGUAACCCGAGUGGUUGAAGAACAAAAAAGUGGAGCAGAGAACUGAAACCAGCGCAGGCCUUUAAGAAGAAAAGGAACAGGCAGCAUGCUGCCUUUUGUUUGCUGAAGGAGGGAAGUUGAACUCUUCUGAGAUCUGGUUUCACCAUGAUGGUGCACCACUAUUUCUGCAUGCAAUCCAGAAAAUAUGGAGAAAGCACUUUGCUAAAGAACCUGAAAAAGGCCUACUGGAUAUGACAGCACUUGGUAGUUGGAGGGACAGAAAGAGAAAAGGUCAAAGAAAAAGAAACAGAAGACAGGAAAAUAAGAAAACUCAAACAGUGAAGAAUGUGCUGCUGAUGUUCAAAUAUAUGUAGCCAUAAUGUUCAUGAAUUUUCGGCGCAUCCACAAGAGGCAAUGUGUGCGCCUGCUGACCACAGCCAUGGUGCUUUGUGUGCUGAUGGUCUGCUGGGAGGAGCUGGAGUUUCAUGUUGUGAGCCACAUGAGAUCUUAUUCAUACCGUUACCUGAUCAACAGGUACAACUUCCUCAAUACCACUUCUAGCUCUGGCAGCGUGGGGAGUCACUCAGUGACCUAUCCAUACCUGAUCAAUCACCCCAACAAAUGUAGAGCUGAAAAUGGCAAAGACUGGGAUGAUGUUCUUUUGCUUUUGUUCGUAAAAUCCUCCCCAAAGAACUUUGAGCGGCGCCAGGCCAUCAGGGAGACAUGGGGUAAUGAGAGCUUUGUCUGGUCAGAGCUGGGGGUGCGUGUGAGGCUUCUGUUUGUUAUGGGCGUUUAUUCAGGUGUUGCACAGAGGUUCCGCCUCCAACACGCCCUGCAGGAGGAAGACAAGACCUAUGGAGACCUGAUCCAGCAGGAUUUUAUCGACACGUUUCAUAACCUGACCACCAAACUGAUCAUGCAGUUCCACUGGAGCCACAUUUACUGCUCGCAAGCACGCUUUCUCAUGACAGCAGAUGAUGAUAUUUUUGUUCAUAUGCCAAACUUGGUGAGGUACUUGCAGCAUCUUCUGGUUAGCCAACCAGAUACAAAGAACCUUUGGGUGGGACACGUUCACAAAGGAGCUCCUCCAGUUCGUUGGAAAGGCAGCAAAUAUUUUGUCCCAUAUGAUUUGUACCCCUGGCCUUCGUACCCAGACUACACAUCUGGAGCAGGGUACGUAGUUUCAGGGAACGUGGCUGCAAAGAUCUACCACGCCACUCUGGUGCUUAACUCCUCGCUGUACAUUGACGAUGUAUUCAUGGGAAUGUGUGCCAAAGCUAUGGGGGUGUCUCCCAUGCAGUAUGUAUACUUUUCAGGGGAGGGGAAGGCUCCAUACCACCCCUGUAUCUAUGAUCACAUGAUUACAUCACAUGGCCACUCCACAGAUGUGCGUUCACUGUGGCGAGCAGCCAUAGAUUUUCCAGCAUCCAACAGCUCCAGAGGAUUUCUGGGUAAUCUGUACUGCACAGCAAUUAGGGUAAUGCUACUGUGUCGGCCGUAUUACCAGAACACUUAUUCCUGUACUGCUGCUUUUACAUAAAUGAUCUCUGAGACACUGGUCAACAGUUGAUAUUACAAAAAACAAAAAUAGUGGUUCUUUGUGUUUGUAAUAAUGUUUGUGUUAACUGAGUUGUCUUCACGUUGUCUUGCAAUAAAGACCAAAGAUUUCCUGUG